UGUUGCUUCAGUUGAGUUCGGUCUUUUCGUUGCGCCACAAGGUCCCGACAGUUCGGUCCAGAAUAUUUUAAACAAAGUGUAUUGGUGGGUGCGAUAACCACCCACCGCUGAAAAAACAUCUGUAAAAUUCAAUACCACCACAAAAACGUGCUAUUCAGUUUACAUUCGAACAAUGAUAAAGUGAAUCAAUCUGUGAAUUAUGUCUCAAUUGGUGUUUAUCAUUGCAAAGUUUGUUUUUGGCAUAUUGGAAUAACAGAUAUGUUCAAACAAGUAACAGAAAAGUGAAAUAUCCGAAGAAAAAAAAUCAGUGGUGGUGUGGUAACGAAUUCAUGACAAUAAUAACGUCGAGAAUUUAUAAGCAUAUCAAAAGAGAAAUUUAUGAUAAAUGCUUGCCAGUUGUGCAUGCCGCAGCUAUUUUUGGCGCUAAAGCUUGAUAGUAUGUUAACGCUGGACGAGUGACGAAAACAGAAGUUUGAAUAAAAUAUUUGCAGUGCCAGUGAAAUAAGUGGGUCACAACUUUAUCUCAAUAGGAUUUUUUUUUCAUACCGUAUCCGACAUCAAACUAUCACAAUAAAAUAAACAACAGUGAGCCACACAAUUCAAUAUAUUGAAAAUGCCUUCUGAACACCAAUCCACCGAAAAUUCCCCAGUUUCGUUAUCGAACAAAAAAAAGAAGAACAUUAAAAUGUGUGAUGAAUUGCCACAAAACGAUGAUUUGACAAAUGGUGCCAAACCGAAACGAUCGACAAAGCGGUCUUCAAUCAGUGAUUUAAACAGUGAUCCUAGAACAGAAAGUGCAAAACCAAGUCGUAACGAAAUAUGUGAACUACGAAAUGCGCUUCGGAAUCUCUACUUUAUAUUGACUGCAGUGGUGUGUUGCAUUUUUGGCCUUGCCUAUCUGGGAUUUAACUAUGUCAGUGCACAGUUGCAUGCAAAAGAGGUGUUAAAAACAGACGUUAAUCCACCGUGCGAAGUUUUAAGUGCCAACGUAGAGGAAAUUGUACGCAACUAUCUGCUGAAUAAUAAUGUGAAGUUUAACGACAAACUUUUCCUAAAAGAACUGACUAAGCAUGAAUACAGCACAAAUUCAAAAUAUCAAACAACAAAUCAGCAAGUACAAAACGAACGAAAAUCAAGUAAAAUUAUAGAGAGUAGACGAAGACGAGAUCUAAACCCUUUUGAUGACAAUCUGGUUCCCGACCAGGAAGGACCUAAUGUCGAGUUUUUCAACCCAAAGCUGCGUAGUGAACUGGAAAAGAAGGAUGCUGAGAUUAUCAAGAAAACUGGCAUGAAAGGUGCUGCCCCAGGCGGUGAUACAUGGGUAUGGCUAACGAGCUACUCCCGAAUUCCGUUCGAUGCUAUAACAGGAUUCUGCAGAGCUACCAAAGAGUAUUGUCCACCGGGGAGUACUGGACUACCGGGCAUCCCGGGGCCAAAAGGAAAUCGAGGCGACGUUGGCCUUCCAGGGCCUGCAGGAGUGGAUGGCCGUGAAGGAAAACCUGGCCCCCGAGGUCCCAAGGGCGAGAUUGGCUAUCCAGGUAAUCCCGGUCUCGAUGGAAGAGACGGUGUCCCUGGGGAACCUGGAUUAGAUGGAAUACCCGGAAGAGCGGGCGCUGAUGGUAUUCCGGGCAGAGACGGUAAAGACGGCACACCGGGGAUCAACGGUCAAAAUGGAGUGGAUGGAAAGCAUGGAACCCCAGGCCCCGUUGGACCAUCAGGACCUACUGGCGAGCCGGGACCAAGAGGACUCCAUGGGCCACGAGGAAAACCUGGUCGAUCAGGCAUCAAUGGCACCCCCGGAACGCCAGGAAUCAACGCAUGGAAAAUUAAAGUCAACGAUACUUUCUCCAACGAGCUCCUCGUUCCACCCACAAUCGCGGGGGCUGGUACACCGGAAGCGCUUCGUCCAAUCGUGGUACACGAGGGCACUCACCUAAGGCUACGCUGUGCUGCAACCGGAACGCCAAGACCGCACGUCGAGUGGCGUCGUGAGGAUGGAAAAACAAUUUCCAAUGGUGCAUGGCAAGCAUCGUCAAUGACUGGCCACACACUCAACAUCACCAAAAUCAAUCGGGUGCACAUGGGAGCUUAUCAGUGUCUAGCAGACAACGGCAUUCCACCGCCGGCAAACCAAACGUUCAACCUAGAAGUACAUUUUCCUCCUCUCAUACGAGUACGAAAUCAGAUGGUGUACGCCACAAAUGGAUCAAGUGCAACUUUUGAGUGUGAGGUGGAAGCCUUUCCCGAAGCCCUUAAAUAUUGGGAACGUGUACCAGGUGGUCGUUUGCUUGAACCAGGAGACAAAUAUCAAAUGGAGACGCACAAUGAAGGCUACAAAUCGGUUAUGAGAAUCAAUAUCACCAACAUAAGAUAUGCGGAUUUUGGAGAAUAUCAUUGCAUCGCUAAGAAUGAACUUGGCAUAACGCAAGCGGAGUUUCAUCUAAUGGAACAUUCACCGUACAUUAUCCACCGGCCAGGAAGUUUGGGCGAAGCUCAAGAAUAUGGUAAACAACCGCCAAAAGUUGAAUCAUAUGAAGAAAUCUGUGGCCCUCCAACUUCCUGCCCCGAGUGUCCUGAUCCCAGGGACUUUAAGUGCAAGGACAAUAUCGUAUCUCUCUAUGAUUUAGUGGGCAACCUAGAAAUUAAACAAACAGGAAAUGUUAGUUACCCAGGAUUGCCAAACCGAACUACUGAUUGCGUUUUGUAUGCUGUUGGGAAACCAGUCUAUCACAAAUAUACCGAUCAAAACUACGGUGCCUGGUUAAAGGAUAGCGCUCCAAGAAACGACGCGAUUGAAAAGAAAAUUUGGGCAACGCGGGAAAACGACACUUCACGAUUGUUUGAGUUUGCUAACAAAACUACAUAUCGAAACAAUGUAGCCACAAAGACAUAUCGGUUGGAUAAACCUUUUAGAGGAAAUGCACACGUCGUCUUCAACGGGUCAUUCUACUACAAUGAACGGAACUCACCACGGAUCAUCAAGUAUGACCUAACAACGGAACGUCAGACAGCAAUAAAAGAAAUUGAAGGAGUCACCACCAACGGAUCCAAUUAUCUUUACACAACGGAGUUCAAUUAUAUGGACUUUAAUGUGGACGAUAAUGGCUUGUGGGUCAUCUAUGGAACUCCAGAGUCAAAUAAUACCAUCAUUGCAAAGCUCAAUGAGUACAAUCUGGAUGUGCAAUACAGCUGGAAUAUAAGUGUGAAUCAUCACAAGGUCGGAGAGAUGUUCAUAGUUUGUGGUGUCCUGUAUGCAAUCGAUUCCGUAACUGAGCGUAAUACUAAGAUAAGACUUGCAUUGGACUUGUACCAUGGAAAACUUCUCGAUGUCAGCCUCACCUUUACUAACCCAUUCCGAAAAACUACAACGGUGGGAUACAAUCCAAAAACAAGGAACUGUACACGUGGGACCGCGGCAAUCAGCUGACAUAUCCGAUACGCUACCACGUGAGUGAUUUUAAUGUAACAGUCACAGACAAAACGGAAGAUUCUUUGAAUCCACAAAUGCAAACCGGAUACGAUAUCUUUCAUGAUCAUGACAACAGCAAUGACGGUGGUAAUUAGAAAUUGGUAAAGGUACUUUGAAUAACAGACAUGACAGGAGGAACAAGUAGUAAUAAAAAUCAAUGCUUAAUGCAAUACUUAUAUUUUAA
Culex quinquefasciatus (southern house mosquito) is the source of this 3653-nucleotide messenger RNA. RefSeq lists its product as uncharacterized. The coding region runs from base 614 to 3427 and encodes 937 amino acids. The record is from RefSeq and is a predicted model, not a curated record. Gene Ontology annotation, biological process: signal transduction. The transcript has 21 exons. NCBI's taxonomy places the organism in Eukaryota, Metazoa, Arthropoda, Insecta, Diptera, Culicidae.